This is a messenger RNA of Magallana angulata, 1092 nucleotides long. RefSeq lists its product as uncharacterized. The coding region runs from base 134 to 619 and encodes 161 amino acids. The transcript is spliced from 5 exons. The record is from RefSeq and is a predicted model, not a curated record. NCBI's taxonomy places the organism in Eukaryota, Metazoa, Mollusca, Bivalvia, Ostreida, Ostreidae.
AUUAAAUUUAGUAUGGCACACGCCUAGUGAUAUCUAAGACCUUUUAGAACAUUUUGAUUGGCUGAUUAUGUCUUUUUAAGAUGUGUACACGUACGAGAUUCGCAUUCUUUAUUUUUGCACCUAACGAACUACAAUGAAAAUCCCUCAGGUUUUUUGCUUAGUUGUCUUACUCUUUAUAAGUGUUGAGGUUCUCGGGCAGAGGCAAAAAGGUUCUAGGAAUUCGGGGAACAAUGGAAUUGGCAAUGGUCCCAAUCAAGAGAAUGGGAGCGGUAGAAAAUCCGGCUGGAGGCACUCGGAUCGACAUGCAGCAGAACAUGGUGGAGAAAGAAAACACAGGAAUCGCGGAAGGAAACACUCAAAACAUGACCAUGUGACCACUCCGGAACCAGUUUUAACCGAGAAAGACAUGGUUCAAUUUCUUUGUAAUCAGUGUAAGCAGAAAGAACCAAAUAAUGCAAACUGCCAAAAUUUAUGCAAAGCUUCAACCACCACCGAUGUUAAUAAAACAAUUGCCGGGCAAUUAGGAAACCCGUUUUGUAGCUUUUGUGAAUACUAUCGAAGCUACCCAAGUUAUUAUCAAAUGUGCAGAAAUCGGAUGUGUGCAGCAGGAAAGAAAUAAAGAAAAAAACAUUUUUAUACUACAAAAGUUUAUCAUUUUUAUUGAUGCUUGCAUUUUGGAAAUCCCUUUUUGUAAUUUUUUGAUAUUUGUGAUUAAAAAGUUGUUCGAACGAAUGUCAACACUACAAUAUUACUGUUUCGUUUGAUAAUAAAACGAAUUAACAUUUUAAUCGUCCCUUAAAGCUUAAUAAAACUGACAGAAGCAUUAUUUAAAACUGUUACCAGUUUUGGACUAAAGGAGCUAAUUGUAUUUCAUGUUUAUACUCAUAAAAUAUUGUAAUAACGCUAACAUGGAUUUCAAUUUAUGAUAUCAAGUUAUCGUGGUUUUUGUGGUAUUUGUUGCAUCAAAUUUUCAUGCAUUUAUUGUUUCUUUACAAAAUUAUAAGAGCUUACAUCACGUUUUCAAAAUGUCCUAAGAAGACUGGAUAGUCGUCGAAGUCAUUUUAGACUUCAAUAAUUUUAUGAGAAGAGGCG